AUGCAGAGUGUCGAAGAACUGGAACAAGAUAUUGAAUCGUUAACCAGAGAGAUUACUAGUCUUUGCCAGAAGAGAGAUGAGUUAAAGGCUCAAAAGUUCGAAAAAGAGUGCUCAGAGUUAAGUAACCAUCCAGUGGUUAAAGAGUUUGAAUCUGUGUUUACCAAAUUCCCGAAGUUAUAUGAAGUACUAGCUAGAGAGAAUCAAAUAGUGGAUUCCAAUGACAAUGAUACUUCUGAUGAACCUUCAACAGUAGAUUCAAGCUUUGUUAAAAGACGUAAAUUAGAAUUUAGUGAUGGUAGCGUUCAAAAUAAAAUGUUUGACAAGUCCAUUGCCGAUUUACUUGGUGAUACUUCAUCAUCUACUUCACCUGGUAAACGUCGAAGCAAAUUACAAAAUUUUAAGGGUCUCGAAUCGCAAGUCUCUAUCGAAAAUGCAUACAGGUUGUUUGGAAUUACUUUCUUUCCACUGGUGGACCCAUCAGAUAUCAAUUUUCAGCGUAAUGACAUUAAUAGGAAGAUGUUAGGAAUAAGGUUAGAAGUGUUUAACGAAGGGCUAAGACAAUUUGAAAAACCUCAUUACAUUUUAUUGAAGCAGAAUCUUAAGUUAAAUUCCUGGUCUUUGUUCAAACACACCAUUCCUGCAUUUAUAGAUUUAGAAUCAAUCUUCCAGAAAAUCGAUAAUGGUAUUAUUACAACUUACGAUCAAGUCUAUUUAUUUGCUAAGCAAGUUUACAUACAACUGUUGUGUGUUAGUCAAAGAGUGCAAAUUAUUGAAGAAUUGCAAGAUAUUAGACUGAUAUCAAACUUGGAGAUAGACUUGCAAAUUGCCGCUGUAAGUUUCGAUAUUCAGGGAAUGAAAAGAGUACGACUUUUUUUGCAAGAUGACCAAGUGAUCUCUUGUGAUACUUUCGAUGAUGAUGAACUCAAGAUGCUUUUGUUAGGUCCCGUUAAGGAAUUAAAAUUAAAAUUGGGUCGAUUAUUGGCAAGUUAG
Zygosaccharomyces rouxii is the source of this 990-nucleotide messenger RNA. It is a transcript of the gene MCM21, whose product is annotated as Mcm21p. Gene Ontology annotation, cellular component: kinetochore. The record is from RefSeq and is a predicted model, not a curated record. The transcript has 2 exons. Lineage: Eukaryota; Fungi; Ascomycota; Saccharomycetes; Saccharomycetales; Saccharomycetaceae. Bases 1 to 990 code for a protein of 329 amino acids.